AAGGUAUAUCCUCUGGCCCUUGGAGAGUGAGCGUGAGGCUGAAUGGGAGCCAGAAAAAGGGGAAGGGCCUCGCGUCAGCCAACAAAAACAGCUGCCUGAGACUACGCAGGAAAACAGUGUCUGGUAGAGUAUAGGGAGAGGUGGACAGGGAGAGAGAGGACAGGAGAGAGAGAGAGAGCGCCAGGGCUGACAUCUCUAUAUGGGUUGCGUCCUGACUGCGGAGCCUUGCUGUGGGGAGGAAGCAGAGCCUGUGCCCGUGGUGAGAGGGUCACUGACGCGCCGAGGUCCAGAGAGGUCCAACAGCGGCAGGAUGAGGCUGACUAAGACAGGGAAGGGGGAGCCCCAUGUCUUCAAGGAGAAAACAUUUAAGAAGAACCGUCAGUGUGGGGUGUGUCGUCAGAGUGUGGACAACACGGGGUCCUUUUGCCGAGUGUGUAAAACAGCCACUCACAAGAACUGCGAGACAAAGGUGACCACAGCUUGCAUCCCAGCUCUCCCGCCUGAUCUGCAGGGCAAAGGAACUGCUCCAUCCCGACACAUCCAACACCUGGGCUCCACAAGGUCUUUGACUUACAACAAACAGAGGAACACCCUCUCCAGGAGUAUCAGUGUGGACCGUGUGAUGGAGAGAGUCAUGGAGCGUCAUUAUGACUUUGACCUGACCUACAUCACUGAGAGGAUCAUCUCCGUGUUCUUCCCCCCUCUGCUGGACGAGCAGCGCUACCGUCUCAACCUCAAGGAGGUGACCGCCAUGCUCAGGUCCAAGCACCAGGACAAGUUCCUGCUCUUCAACCUCUCUGAACGACACCAUGACAUCACCCGCAUGAAUCCAAAGGUCCUUGACUUCGGCUGGCCUGACUUCCAUGCCCCUCCCCUGGACAAGAUCUGUGCCAUGUGUAAGGCCAUGGAGACGUGGCUGACCUCCGACCCCCAGCAUGUGGUGGUCCUGCACUGCAAGGGCAACAAGGGCAAAACAGGAGUGAUUAUUGCAGCCUACAUGCACUACAGCAAGAUCUCUGCAGGGGCAGACCAGGCCCUCAGCACCCUGGCCAUGAGGAAGUUCUGCGAGGACAAGGUAUCUUGCUCCCUCCAACCGUCCCAAAACAGGUAUAUCUACUACUUUGGGGGGCUCCUCUCUGGGGCGAUCAAGAUGAACAGCAGUCUGCUACUCCUCCACCAGGUCCUCAUCCCCACGCUUCCUAACUUCCAGGGCAAAGGAGGUUACUUCCCCUUCCUGAAGAUCUACCAGUCCAUGCAGCUGGUCUAUACAUCAGGGAUAUAUGACUUGAAGGGUUCUGUAGGCAGAAGACUGUGUGUGACCAUUGAGCCUGCACUGCUGCUGAAGGGAGACAUCAUGGUGAAGUGUUACCACAGACGGGCACAGGGUGCAGAGAGGGACACAGUGUUCAGACUGCAGUUCCACACCUGCACCAUCCACGGGGCCCAGCUAUGGUUCGGCAAGGGGGAGUUGGAUGAGGCCUGUACUGAUGAACGAUUUCCCUCGGAUGCCACUGUGGAGUUUGUCUUCUCCUCGGGACCAGAGAAAAUGAAAGGGCGUGAGUACCAGAGAAAUGACCCUGCUGUCACAGUGGACUACAACACAGCUGAUCCAGUGGUGCGCUGGGACUCCUAUGAGAACUUCAACCAGCGCUAUCAAGACAGCCUUGAUGACAUAGCCCACACCAGGGGUCCAGUGGACGGAAGUCUGUACGCCCAGAUAAAGAAGCGUCUCUCAGCCCCAGGCUCUGGCUCCCUGACCUCCACCAAUGGCAGUCCAGCAGGCACCAGCGAGGAGAGGCCCAGUCAGAGCCAGCUGCUCUCUCCCAGCUCUGACUCUCUCACUCACUCCGGCCACUCGUCUGCCCUCCCAGAGCAUCCAGAGGAGUCCAGAGGGCUCCCGCCACCCACCCGGCAGGAGAGAGAGGACCUGGACCGACUGCUGGGGGGCAUCGAGGGGGAGAGGGAUGGCCUGGACAGAGAGAGGGAGACUGCCAUCCUGGACGAUGGGGACUUGUCGUCUGAGCAUACAGGCACCCUGAGGCUCGACCGCUCCUGUUCUUGCCGGGUGGGCUACCACUCCCAGCGCUGUGCCGAGCCCGGCUGUGACCGACUCCACCUCAUGUCCAGUGGCUACUGCCGGGACAGAGCUCCGGGCACCAACGGCCACCCUGGGUCACCGCCCUUGACUAACCCUGCCACCGUCCCCUCACACAUGGACCUGUGUCAGCACUACAGCCCACACCCUCAACCCCAUCAGGCCCUGCCUCCCCCUGACCUGGUAUGGAACCGCCAACAGGGCCCUCCACACUACCUGCACCAUGAGGGACCCUCUCGUCACCCCUCUCUGUGCCCCUAUCCAUCCCAGGACCUGACCUCUCACCCCCACACCCUUCAUCCCGGGCGCCUGCUCUGUAGAAGUGAUGACUAUGGUCCGUACCACCACCCUCCCUCACACACACACCAUCACCCUCACCACCCCAAGUCCUCCGGGUCCUACCAAGAUAUGCUGCUGCUGGACGGCAUGCCACCCCCUGGCUGCCCCUGCCGGGACUGCCUCAUCAGGAGGGAGGAUUCAGCCUUCCACAGCCUGCGGCUGGAGCGAGGAGAGAGCUUCCACUGGGACAGAGAGGCAGAACUGCAGCAUCGGGAAGCAGGGCUAAGGAGAGUAAGGGAGUCUGAGCUGCCUAGAGGGGCAGAGAUGCACUGGGAGAGGGAGGCAGGGGGACUGAGAAGAGGCAGGGAGAUGUCACUGCACUGGGAGAGAGACAGGGAGGCAGAGCUCCAAUGGGAGAGGGAGAGAAAGGCCGACUAUUGGCACCGGAGGGCCUACAGGCUUCAGGACCACGAGCUACCUGCCUUCUCCUUUGACCCUCUGCCGUCUGGCCACCCUGCGUACCCAGAGGCGUCUUGCUCCCACGGCCACGCCCACCUGGACCUGAAGUACAGCAGCAGCAGUGGCUACCAGACCCCGCACCAGGUCUGCCUCUGCUCCCACUACCAGCCCUCCCCCUCUGAGAGCAGGGGUUAUGCCUCAGGUUACCAGUCUGAGUCCACCUCCCCUCUGCCCCCUCCCUCCACCCUGUCAGGCCCCUGCAGCCACACCAGAGGGCCAGCAGACCACCACCCCGAAGCCCACACUCAGCAGUUCCCAUCUGAGAGCCAGACAGAUGGAAGGGGGGUGAGUGAGAACGUGAGUUGGCGGGACCACAUCUCCCAGGGUUCCUUCAAGAGGAUGCAUCCUUCAAGAGAUGUCCCGUGUUCCACGCCCUCUGACCUCUCUAGGCCGCCCACCCCUGUUCUCACCAGCAGCCCUCUGUGCACACAAGAAAGCCUCAGUGUAAGUGUGCACUCACUAGUUGGAUCGACUGACAUAGUCAACAGUGACUGUGAGUCUGUCCAGUCUCAGGAUAGGCCCGGCAGUGCUGCUGCUCAGGGGUCGCAGGUCAGCCAGCAACACAUCCCUGACCCUUUACAGUCUACAUCCGUGACACCCACACCUUCCCCCACCCAACCCAACAGCCGCUGGACCACACUGACAGCAACACAACCUCCCUCACCCUACCAGCCCCAGAACCACAGCGCUACAUCUUCACCCUACCAGCCCCAGAACCACAGCGCUACAUCUUCACCCUACCAGCCCCAGAACCACAGCGCUACAUCUUCACCCUACCAGCCCCAGAACCGCAGCGCUACAUCUUCACCCUACCAGCCCCAGAACCACAGUGCUACAUCUUCACCCUACCAGCCCCAGAACCACAGCGCUACAUCUUCACCCUACCAGCCCCAGAACCACAGCGCUACAUCUUCACCCUACCAGCCCCAGAACCACAGUGCUACAUCUUCACCCUACCAGCCCCAGAACCACAGUGCUACACCUUCACCCCACCAGCCCCAGAACCACAGUGCUACACCUUCACCCCACCAGCCCCAGAACCACAGUGCUACAUCUUCACCCCACCAGCCCCAGAACCACAGUGCUACACCUUCACCCCACCAGCCCCAGAACCACAGUGCUACAUCUUCACCCCACCAGCCCCAGAACCACAGUGCUACAUCUUCACCCCACCAGCCCCAGAACCACAGUGCUACAUCUUCACCCCACCAGCCCCAGAACCACAGUGCUACAUCUUCACCCCACCAGCCCCAGAACCACAGUGCUACACCUUCACCCCACCAGCCCCAGAACCACAGUGCUACAUCUUCACCCCACCAGCCCCAGAACCACAGUGCUACAUCUUCACCCCACCAGCCCCAGAACCACAAUGCUACACCUUCACCCCACCAGCCCCAGAACCACAGUGCUACAUCUUCACCCCACCAGCCCCAGAACCACAGCGCUACGUCUUCUCCCCAACAGCCCCAGAACCACAGAGCUACAUAUUCACCCCACCAGCCCCAGAACCACAGUGCUACAUCUUCACCCCACCAGCCCCAGAACCACAGCGCUAAAUCUUCACCCCACCAGCCCCAGAACCACAGUGCUACAUCUUCACCCCAGCAGCCCCAGAACCACAGCGCUACAUCUUCACCCCACCAGCCCCAGAACCACAGCGCUACAUCUUCACCCCACCAGCCCCAGAACCACAGCGCUACAUAUUCACCCCACCAGCCCCAGAACCACAGUACUACACCUUCACCCCACCAGCCCCAAAACCACAGUACUACACCUUCACCCCACCAGCCCCAGAACCACAGUGCUACAUUUUCACCCCACCAGCCCCAGAACUACAUUGCUACAUCUUCACCCUCAACUACAACCGGCCAGCCCAGCAACCACUGCCACCCUGCUACACCCACUCAGACACCCACUGAGAAAGCUAGCCUAACUGGUCCAAAGACCACCCAUCCUACAGAGACUGCUGUACUGCCUCCUGUUGCCCAGCCCCAGUUCCAGUCCCCCAACCCUGUACCUGGAGCAUGUCCACUCAGGAAACUGACCACAGAGGUCCCUAAAUCCAGCUCCACCCUCACCUCGGCCCCUUCCUCCCCCCAGCCUCCCAUCAGCAGUCUAGAGGGGUUCCCCUCCUCAGAGCCUCCUGUGCCCGGCUUCGCCACCCUGGGCCGGAGGUUGAUGCUGGUCACUGAGCCCCCAGGACCCCUGCAGCACCACCCUGGCAUGGAGGGCAGCACCAGUGGGCACUCUCCAGCCCCUGAGGUACACACCACCCCCACAUUCCCCAUCUCUGCCACCGGCUGCUAUCCCCCAUCAGUCCCACAUGUGCCAUACUUGAGCUACACUGCUGUCACCAUCCCCCAGUGCCCACUCCCAGAGAAACGGGGUCAGUCUGCCCAGCCAGGGUCGCCUAAUUGCGGGGUGAGGACCCUGAGGCCAACCCCCUCACAGCACCAUGUCACCUUCUCUCCAACGGUGGGGGAGAUGGCGCCCCCUGCAGGCCAAGGGGAGGGAGUGCUAUCUCUGGAGAGUGAGAUGGCAGGCAGAGUCAAUGUUACGUUUGUCCAGGACAACUCACGCUUCUGGUACAAGCCUGGCAUCUCCAGGGACCAAGCCAUAGCUGCGCUGAAGGAGAGAGAACCAGGGGCCUUUCUCAUCCGGGACAGCAACUCCUUCCAGGGAGCCUAUGGCCUGGCGCUGAAAGUGGCCACCCCGCCCGCUAACCUCAACAACCCCAGCAGCAGAGUGGUCGAUCCAUUGGAGCAGCUGGUGCGACACUUCCUGAUUGAGACGGGCCCCCGUGGAGUGAAGAUCAAAGGGUGUCAGAAUGAGCCCCACUUUGGGAGUUUGUCUGCGUUAGUAUACCAGCAUUCCAUCACUCCCAUCUCUCUGCCCUGUUCCCUACGGAUCCCAGAGAAAGAUCCCAUUGGAGAAAUGCAGGAGCUGCAGUCGACUGCUAGUAACAUGAGCACAGCUUCAGACCUACUCAAACAGGGUGCAGCCUGUAAUGUGCUUUACCUGAACUCUGUGGAGACUGAGUCACUGACCGGACCCCAGGCCAUCUCCAGAGCAACCGGAGCCACCCUGGCACAGAACCCCCGGCCAGCGGCCACAGUGGUCCACUUCAAAGUGUCCUCACAGGGCAUCACACUGACCGACAGCCAGCGCAGGGUGUUCUUCAGGAGACACUACCCAGUCAACAGUGUGACCUUCAGCAGCAUCGACCCCCAGGACAGGAGGUGGACUAACUCAGACAGCACAACUUCUAAGGUGUUUGGGUUUGUAGCCAAGAAGCCAGGCAGCAUGGCAGAGAACGUGUGUCAUCUGUUUGCCGAGCUCGACCCGGAGCAGCCUGCCUCAGCCAUCGUCAACUUCAUCAACAAGGUGAUGUUAGGGCCGCAGCGCAGGUAGAGAGACAGAAAAGGACCAAGCCAGGGACCUGUCACCACAACAACACUGUCACAACUCCUAAAGAGAAUCCGGAGGCUACAGAAAUGCUUUACAGACCCAUAAAGCACCAGUGGUGGUGGCAUCUUUUCAAAGACUGAGUUUUGACCCCAAAGGCUCAACAUUUUAAACAUGACUGCCAUUUUGAAUUAUAAUCUAAAUGUAAUCGUUGUUUAUAUUCUAAUGUCUAUAAUGCCGCCAUUGAUAGUUGCCUUCGAGAUACCAAAGCUUUGUUGUCACUUGUUAGUCAGUAAUCUAAGGUAUCAAUAAGUAGCCUAGUCUACCAAAGAUCUUGCCUCAACCCUGUCACUCUCCCUUUGACAAUCAUAAGUGUAAGUCAAACACAAUGUAGAAGAUGAUAUAGUCCUACAGCAGGCUACAGUAGACUACAGUAGAUUACAGUAGGCUACAUUAGGCUACAGUAGAUUACAGUAGGCUACAUUAGGCUACAGUAGAUUACAGUAGGCUACAUUAGGCUACAGUAGAUUACAGUAGGCUACAGUAGACUGACUACAUUAGGCUACAGUAGAUUACAGUUGGCUACAGUAGACUGACUACAUUAGGCUAUAAUAGAUUACAGUAGGCUACAGUAGACUGUAGACUGAUUAGGCUACAGUAGAUUACAGUAGGCUACAGUAGACUAACCACAUUAGGCUACAGUAGACUACAGUAGGCUACAAUAGGCUACAGAAGACUGACUACAUUAGGCUACAGUAGAUUACAGUAGGCUACAGUAGAUUACAGUAGGCUACAGUAGACUACAGUAGGCUACAAUACACUGACUACAUUAGGCUACAGUAGAUUACAAUAGGCUACAUGUAUAUUACAUUAUGCUACAGUAGACUACAUUAGGCUACAGUGGAUUACAGUAGACAACAGUAGACUGCAGUAGACUGACUACAUUAGGGUUCAGAAGGGUAUGUUAGGCUACAGUA
This is a messenger RNA of Oncorhynchus tshawytscha (Chinook salmon), 7275 nucleotides long. Its product is annotated as tensin-2. NCBI's taxonomy places the organism in Eukaryota, Metazoa, Chordata, Actinopteri, Salmoniformes, Salmonidae. The record is from RefSeq and is a predicted model, not a curated record. The transcript is spliced from 28 exons. The coding region runs from base 200 to 6304 and encodes 2034 amino acids. Gene Ontology annotation, biological process: peptidyl-tyrosine dephosphorylation. Gene Ontology annotation, molecular function: protein tyrosine phosphatase activity; protein binding.